Molecule: messenger RNA, 1978 nt
Organism: Solanum dulcamara
Lineage: Eukaryota; Viridiplantae; Streptophyta; Magnoliopsida; Solanales; Solanaceae
Exons: 3
Coding region: 1057-1551 (164 amino acids)
Source: RefSeq, a predicted model, not a curated record
AGUAUGCAAUAUACACCUAUUGCAGACUAUCAUUCCUCUUCUUCGUAAAUUCUGUCGAGUUAAACAUAUCUCUCUUACCAUUAGCCAUAUGAAGCAUUAAAUCUUGUAGAGGCCUUUGUUUCUUCAUAUCAAUUUUCUAGGUCAUAUUGUGUGACGGCCUGCUAAUUGAAACAAAGGGCUAUAGAAAAACAAAAAUUAACAUAUUGUAGUAAAUUAAGAAAUGGAUGAAUAUCAACAGUUAUGUUAAAAUGUUGGUAAUGUUAAAAGAUAAUUAAAAUUAAAUUAAAUUGGACUAAAUAAGAAGUACCGUAUACCCCCAUCGUUCUUCUAAAAAUCCUAAUUAAAAUCUUGGAAUAUUGCAUCUUGAGUGGUCUAUUCCCUAUCGAUCUGUCUUUGUCCGCAGAGAGUUUUUCUACCAUCUCCCUGUUUAAUGCGAAUGUGCUCUAAGAUUAAGAAUUUAUCCGUUAAAUUUCUGACGAAUUAUAUAUGGUCUUCACCAGUUUGUUUGUUCCUUUCUUCAUAAUAUGUUUUUAGUUUUGAGCCAGUUUGAGUUCUUAUAACUUGACUACUUAAUUUAUAGAGAUUAUAGAAUGACAAGAUUACGCUUCCUUUUACUGCUUGUACGAGGGAUGGCUCGUAUUUGGUGUUGAAUCCAAGUUUGAAUUUCAUGUGUCCAUGUUCAGUUGGUUGAAUUUAAACAUGUUCCCUGGAAAACUAAUUAAUAUAUUUGUUAUUUUACAGGUUCAUAUAUUUGUUUUUAACUUGUUGUUCCAUGUUCCAUGCACAUCAUGUCUUUUCAUAUAAUUGUAAAAAUUGGAUGAGUAUGAAAUUGGCAACCAAUUAACUCCUUGGUUUGUUUUUAACUUACUGUUCUGUUUCAAUUGACUCACCGGCAUAUAGUUCUGUUUUACACUUGUGAUAUCUGAUAUACUUAAGUUACAACCAUUUAGUAUAAAGACACUCAACCUGUUGUUUCAUAUUGAUAAUUUGGUAAAUGUUUUCCUUCUUCUAAGAUGCUCACAAGCACUUCACAUUAAAAAAUUUGUUGCUAAGUGCAUGUUUUCUUUGUUAGCUUUCAUAGACCAUUGUUAUUCCAUGCCAUCUUAUUAUUUUAAUUCUUUCUAUUUGUUUCACUUUUCACAAAUGGAAGAAAUUGGAAGUAUGAUAAGUGAAGGUGGGGCUUCAAAUGAAAGCUUACUUAACACUUCAUCUCCAAAUGAAGUUGAAGUUAAAGUUUAUACUUCAAAGAAAAGAAAAGUCAUAGAACAUAGGGCUGCUUGCUGCAAGCAUUUUGAUAAGUUCACGGAUGAAAGUGGAGCUUCGAAAGAAAAAUGCAAGUAUUGUGGGAAAAUUUAUGCAGCUGCUACAAAAGGUGGUCGCAUUCUUGAUCCCUUUAGGAGUUCAUUGACUCCUAAACUUGUGCAACCUCUUUUUUGUCUUCAAGAUUGGCUUAGAAGUGAGCCUAUUCCAAUCAAUAUUGAGGAAGAUUUGGAGUAUCUUGAGCAACUUAAACUUGAUGUUAUUGCAGAUUUGCAGUGGUUGUCUGGUUGAGCUAUAAAAGUACGUUAUUGUGUUUUUGUUUUCUAAGUUGCUGCCUGCUGGAACUAGAAGCUAUAGAAGUGCAUUAUGUUCAUUGACUUGAUCUUUUGGAGUUUUGGUUGUUGAUGCUGCGGUGCUGCCUACUGGAAGGUUGGAAGAAGGAAAAAAUAUUUUUUUAUUUUCUUAGCUAUUGUAUCAUAUUAGCUCACAAGUUGGUUGUUUCUUCUUUCUUUUUUUUCAAUCAAACACUCACAAGGUUGGUAUAUAGGAUGUCACUGGAUUUUGCUCCCGUAUUAAAAACAUAUCCCUUCCAUGCAAUGUGUGGAGGCAUUUUGCUGAACAGAUUAGAUUCUAUCCUUAACAUUGGCUACAUAAACCUCGUAAUGAUGUGGAUUGGUGUCAUUGACUUGUACAAUACCUAUAAUGACGAAUUCUCCUG